ACGGAACAGGGGUUUCCCUAAUGGGCUGAUGUCUGGGAUUAUUAACCGAAUACCCUUUUGACAUUUCAUUUCCUCAAGCAGAGUGAAUAAUUGAUAGUAGCCUGGUGUUUUGUUGCUUCAUCUAUCUGCUAUGAAACUGGGCAAUUUGAGGCUUCCUUUAGUUGUUUGUAGGUAUAAAGAAAAAUAACCAAUCCUGUGUCAGUUUAUGAAAUAUUUCCGCUGCCAAGUAGGCAACUAGUUGCGACAGGUGCGCACUGAGCGAGACCAGGAUGGGCAGGCGGGAAAUUCGCAGAGAACACCGCAGCAGCAGCAGCGUGAUGAGCACUGAAGACCGGUCAGAACGGAGGGAGAACAUGCAGGACACGGCAGAUACCGAAACCGGCGAUGAUGGCUCCGAGACCUCAAGUCUGGACAGCCGUCGUCUCCUCAGCGGGGACAAGCGUCCCAGCCACACCGGGGAAAGUGGCUCUAUGCCCGGCCCAGUGGAAGUGAAGAAGCACCAACAUAAACACAAUUUAAAACACCGCUACGAGGUAAUGGAGACGCUGGGAAAAGGCACCUACGGGAAAGUGAAGAGGGCGGUGGAGAGAACGACUAGGAAGACAGUGGCCAUCAAGUCGAUUCGUAAGGAGAGCAUCACUGAUGAUCUGGACAGAGUUCAUAUCCAGAGAGAGAUAGAAAUCACCUCGGCCCUCAAACACCCCUACAUCAUACGCUUCCACGAGGUGUUUGAGAGUCGUGAUAAGAUAGUGAUAGUGAUGGAGUACGCCAGCAGAGGGGAGUUGUAUGACUACGUCCAUGAGAGGAGGAGACUGGUGGAGACAGAGGCCAGAGACAUCUUCAGACAAAUCACCUCCGCCGUGCACUACUGCCACAUGAAUGGUGUGGUCCAUCGAGAUCUGAAGCUGGAGAACAUUCUACUAGACCAGGACCUGAACGUCAAGCUGGCUGACUUUGGCCUGUCCAACCACUUUAAGAAGGACAAUUUGCUCCAGACGUACUGUGGGAGUCCUCUCUACGCCUCCCCAGAGAUAGUCAAGGGACUGCCCUAUCACGGCCCAGAGGUGGACUGCUGGGCUAUGGGAGUCUUGCUGUAUGCGCUGGUGUACGGCAGUAUGCCGUUUGACGGGGCCAGCUACAGAGCGCUCACAGAACAGAUCAGCCAGGGACGCUACCGCAGACCAAAUCCUCCCUCAGAUGCCUGUGCCCUGAUUGACUGGCUGCUGACGGUGCGUGUAGAGGAGAGGGCCACGGUGGAGGACAUAGCCAACCACUGGUGGGUCAACUGGGGCUAUGAGGACAGUGUAUGUGACUGCCUCUCAUCCCCCCACCAGGACUGCCCCUCCCCGCUGCUCGCCCGCUACAUCGACUGGCAGAACCGGGUUGCCACGGCAACCAGUUGCCCGAGCUCUGACCCUUCCGCUCACCCUCACCCGUUCUACUUCAGCUUCCCCCUGAAGGGUGAUCGCGGGGGAGGGGGGAGGUCGAGGGGGGAGAGGUCAAGUUUAAGGAAGUCGCGUAAGGAGAACGCUAUCCCCCAGAAUGCACUAGGAGCAUGUAGUCCAGUUUGUACUACAACUGCCAUCAACACCACCAUCACUGCCGCCUUCAUUUCCUCUUCCUCCAUAGGCCAGGUCGAGAGGAAGAAACCAAAGGGGAUUCUGAAACCCCAGCGGAGCUUUGAUUCAACCUUCCUGCCCCCUCCUAGGAUGAUGGGGGAGAACUCCUCCUCCCAGCCCUGCAACCUGCCUCCCCAGCCCCACAGAGCUCACAGACACACUCACUCACACAUUGAUGGUCUGUCCACAAGCCUGCCUGCCCCCUCUAUGUUCUCCCAUUCCUCCUCCAAGAUGCCCAAGAAGGGGAUCCUAAAGAACCUGUACGGUGGUGAGUCAGGGUACUGCUCAUCCCCAGAGAGAGGUAUGUCUGGAGCGGGCACAGGAGUAGGAGGUAGAGGGGUUGAUGGAGAUAUGUGCUGCUCUUACGAGCCCCACUCCCGCUCCCCCAGCUCAGAGGACAGUCCAACGAUGCGGACGGAAGCAGUGAGAAGGAGGAAAGGCAUUCUAAAGCGCAACGGCAAGUUCUCACACAGCCUGGACCUCCCUGAUGCCCUUCAUCCCUCCUUAUCCUCAGCUCUGCCCCAUUUCCCUGAGGCCCUGCACCAGCUCCAUCAGGCCUCCGGGGGCAGCAGACCCCCCAGCGUGGUAAGUGAGGACAGCCUCCUCUCCUCCGAUUCUUUUGACCUGCUGGACCUCACGGCCCAAUCACGCCGCAGGAUCUUCUCCCGGGGCACCCAACGCAGUGCUUGCAGCUCAGAGGAGGAACUCGAGGACCCGAUGUCUGGAGGUCUAGACAUAAGAUGCUGA
This is a messenger RNA of Salvelinus namaycush (lake trout), 2366 nucleotides long. Its product is annotated as NUAK family SNF1-like kinase 1. Gene Ontology annotation, molecular function: protein serine/threonine kinase activity; tau-protein kinase activity; ATP binding. The record is from RefSeq and is a predicted model, not a curated record. Gene Ontology annotation, biological process: intracellular signal transduction; microtubule cytoskeleton organization; protein phosphorylation. Gene Ontology annotation, cellular component: cytoplasm. NCBI's taxonomy places the organism in Eukaryota, Metazoa, Chordata, Actinopteri, Salmoniformes, Salmonidae. Bases 270 to 2366 code for a protein of 698 amino acids. The transcript has 8 exons.